GGCGCGGGUACCGGACCUGAGAGAGCGCAGAGGAUCUACUCAUCCUUCAUUCUACUGCUGCUCAUGUUCACCCCCAGUGUGGACUCGUCCUGGUGGUACAUUGGUGCACUUGGUGCCCGGGUCAUAUGUGACAACAUUCCAGGUCUGGUCAACAAGCAGCGACAGUUGUGCCAGAGACACCCAGACCUGAUGCAAUCAAUUGGAGAUGGAGCCAAAGAGUGGAUUCAGGAGUGUCAGCACCAGUUCCAGCACCAUAGGUGGAACUGCAGCACCCUGGAACGUGACCACACUGUCUUUGGUCGUGUCAUGCUCCGCAGCAGCCGUGAGGCAGCAUUUGUGUAUGCAAUCUCCUCUGCUGGUGUUGUGUAUGCCAUCACCAAAGCCUGCAGCCAGGGGGAGCUCAAGAUGUGCACCUGUGACACCCAGAAGAGAGGACGAGCUAGUGAUGAAAUGGGCGACUUCGACUGGGGUGGCUGCAGCGACAAUGUCAACUACGGCAUUAGGUUUGCUAAGGCGUUUGUGGAUGCCAGGGAGAGGAUGGUCAAAGAUGCCCGAGCACUCAUGAACCUUCACAACAACCGCUGUGGACGAAUGGCAGUGAAGCGCUUCAUGAAGCUAGAAUGCAAGUGUCAUGGAGUCAGUGGUUCCUGCACUUUGCGGACAUGUUGGCUUGCUAUGUCUGAUUUUCGUCGCACCGGAGACUACCUGAGGAAAAAGUACAACACAGCAGUGGAGGUCACGAUGAACCAGGAUGGUACAGGGUUUAUGGCUGCAGACAAGAACUUUAAAGGAACAACCAAGAAUGAGCUGGUGUUUGUAGAAAACUCACCAGACUAUUGCCUUCUGGAUCGCACAGCAGGUUCUCUGGGCACAGCAGGGAGGGUGUGUAAUAAAUCUUCCAAGGGCAUGGAUGGCUGUGAAGUCAUGUGCUGUGGGCGCGGAUAUGACACCACGCGGGUUAGACGGGUCACCAAGUGCGAGUGCAAAUUCAAGUGGUGCUGUGCAGUGGAGUGCAGAGACUGUGAGGAUACCGUGGACAUCCACACCUGCAAACCACACAAGCGUCCCGACUGGCUGGAUCUUACCUGA
This is a messenger RNA of Trichomycterus rosablanca, 1089 nucleotides long. It is a transcript of the gene wnt2ba, whose product is annotated as wingless-type MMTV integration site family, member 2Ba. Gene Ontology annotation, biological process: multicellular organism development; cell fate commitment; neuron differentiation. Gene Ontology annotation, cellular component: extracellular region. Gene Ontology annotation, molecular function: cytokine activity; frizzled binding. Lineage: Eukaryota; Metazoa; Chordata; Actinopteri; Siluriformes; Trichomycteridae. The coding region runs from base 64 to 1089 and encodes 341 amino acids. The record is from RefSeq and is a predicted model, not a curated record. The transcript is spliced from 5 exons.